Molecule: messenger RNA, 426 nt
Organism: Prorocentrum cordatum
Lineage: Eukaryota; Dinophyceae; Prorocentrales; Prorocentraceae
Source: the annotation of a GenBank genome assembly
CCGCCUCGGCUCACGAGCCGCGCCGCAGGGCCGCCCCGCGCGCCCGCCGUGGCUCCGACGCUGGCGGCGAUGGUGCGCCCCCGCCUGCGCCUCGCGCGGUCGCUGGGGGCGCCUUCGCUCGCGGGCCCCGCCGCCGCUGAGCGCGGCCUUGGCGCUCGAGGAGCUGGAGGCGCGUCGCCGCCGCCGUGGAGGCCGCGGGGCAGGUGGGCCGCAGUCGUGGCCGCGCGGGCGCGCCGUGGAGCGGAGACCGCGCGUCACCGGCCAGAGCACUGGGCAGUGCGCCUCGCCGCGGCGCUGCUGGUGGCCCCUGCCGCGGCCGGCCUGGAGGCGGAGGGCGCGCUGCACCGCCUCCUCCCGAUGCCCGAGGCCCCCGUUGUGGGCUCCAUCUGCCUCGACGACCGCGUCGUCAUGAUGGCGGAGGGUUGA